This is a messenger RNA of Drosophila serrata, 3780 nucleotides long. RefSeq names its product male sterile (3) 76Ba. NCBI's taxonomy places the organism in Eukaryota, Metazoa, Arthropoda, Insecta, Diptera, Drosophilidae. The record is from RefSeq and is a predicted model, not a curated record.
GAGGCGGAGACGGAGACGGAGACAGAGCCGGAGGUUGUGGACUUAGAUGAUGAUUCGUGGAUUACAUCACUUCUUAGUCCCGAAUCCGCAACAGAGGACAACGGAACAACAGAGGAUGAUGCUUCAAAGGAGAACGAGUCAGAAGAAAGCAAGCCACCACUUGAUGAUGAUGAGCUACUUUUGCAGGCCCUUGAAGAUUGGCUCGUAAAAGAUGGUAUAAACGAGCCCCUAAAUGAUAUACCCGAAUAUAAUAUGCUCCUGGAGUUGGGCGCUGAUCCUGAGAAAAACUAUGAAAUUCUGUUUAAGGUGCUGACACCUAAACCGAUUGAAGAGAAAAAAGAAAUCGUAAAUCCAGAACUUGAUCCGAAUGAAGUGGCCGAGGAGUCAGAGGAACUAGAGGAGCUAGAGGAUAAUGAUAAUAAUGGUAAACCCAGCUCUAUGAAUGAGAAUACGAUGGCCCCGAGCGUCGCCAACAUUCCAAGGGUAGUACUUAAGCCAAUUCCCAUGCCAGGGAACAUCAACAAUAUAAACAGAGCUCCAUUUGACUUCAGUAAGCUUCAACCCCAACCUACCCAAACUUCUCAAUCGCCUAAGUUUGUAAUACCAACUUGUCCGGCGAGCAAAGUUCGAAAACCAAUUAUGCCAGGAGCUCCUACGACAAAUAGAUUUGUGCUAGAUAAGCCAGAAGCACCUAAGCCGACUUCAAGCCAAGUGAAUCUUAAGCAAGUGAUUCCUAUGGAAGUGACUCCUGGGCAAGUGACUCCUAGCCAAGUGACUCCAAGGCAAGUGACUCCUGCGCAAGUGAAUCCUGGGCAAAUGACUCCUGGGCAAAUGACUCCUAGGCAAAUGACUCAUCAGCAAGAAACUCCUAGGCAAAUGACUUCUAGGCAAGUGACUUCUAAGCAAAUGACUCCUGGGCAAAUGACUCCUGGGCAAAUGACUCCUGGGCAAAUAACUCCAAGGCAAGUGACUCCUGCGCAAGUGAAUCCUAGGCAAAUGACUCCUAGGAUAGUGACUCCUCGGCAAGUAACUCCUAGGCAAAUGACUACUAGGCAAAUGACUUCUAGGCAAGUGGCUCCUCAACUAGUAACUCCUCAGCAAGUAACUCCUAGACAAAUGAAUCCUAGGCAAAUGACUCCUAGGCAAGUGAAUCCAAGGCAAAUGACUUCUAGGCAAGGUACUCCUACGAAAGUGACUCCUCAACAAGAGACUCCAAUUCAAACGACUCGUAGGCAAGUGAAUCCUAGGCAAAUGACUCCUAGGAUAGUGACUCCUAGCCAAGUAACUCCUAGGCAAAUGACUACUAGGCAAAUGACUUCUAGGCAAGUGGCUUCUCAACAAGUGACUCCUCAGCAAGUAACUCCUAGGCAAGCGAAUCCAAGACAAAUGACUCUUAUGAAAAAGACUCCUCAACAAGUGACUGCUCAGCAAAUGAUGCCUAGAAAAGCGACUCCUCAACUAAAAACUCCUAGGCAUAUGACUACUAGGCAAAUGACUUCUAGGCAAGUGAAUCCUAGGCAAAUGACUCCUAGGCAAGCGAAUCCUAGGAAAGUGACUCUUCAACAAGUGACUCCAAGGCAAAUGACUACUAGGCAAAUGACUUCUAGGCAAGAGACUCCUAUGCCAAUGACUACUAGGCAAAUGACUUCUAGGCAAGAGUCUCCUAGGCAAAUGACUCCUCAACAAGUGACACCUCAGCAAGUGAAUCCAAGGCAAAAGACUUCUAGACAAGAGACUCCUAUGCCAAUGACUACUAGGCAAAUGACUUCUAGGCAAGAGACUCCGAGGCAAAUGACUCCUAGGAAAGUGACUCUUCAACAAGUGACACCUCAGCAAGUGAAUCCAAGGCAAAAGACUUCUAGGCAAGAGACUCCUAUGCCAAUGACUACUAGGCAAAUGACUUCUAGGCAAGAGACUCCUAGGCAAAUGACUCCCAGGAAAGUGACUCUUCAACAAGUGACACCUCAGCAAGUGAAUCCAAGGCAAAAGACUUCUAGGCAAGAGACUCCUAUGCCAAUGACUACAAGGCAAAUGACUUCUAGGCAAGAGACUCCUAGGCAAGUGACUCCUAGGAAAGUGACUCUUCAACAAGUGACACCUCAGCAAGUGAAUCCAAGGCAAAAGACUUCUAGGCAAGAGACUCCUAUGCCAAUGACUACUGAGCAAAUGACUUCUAGGCAAGAGACUCCUAGGCAAAUGACUCCUAGGAAAAUGACUCUUCAACAAGUGACACCUCAGCAAGUGAAUCCAAGGCAAAAGACUUCUAGGCAAGUGACUCCAAGGCAAAUGACUUCUAUGAAAGUGACUCCUCAACAAGUGACUCCUCAGCAAGUAACUCCUAGGCAUAUGACUACUAGGCAAAUGACUUCUAGGCAAGUGAAUCCUAGGCAAAUGACUCAUCAGCAAGUGACUCAUCAGCAAGUGACUCCAAGGCAAGUGAAUCCUAGGCAAAUGACUCUUAGGGAAGUGACUCCUCAGCAAGUGACUCCUCAGCAAGUGACUCCUCACAAUGGGACUCCUGGGCAAAUGAUUCCUAGGCAAGUGACUCUUCAGCACGAGACUCCUCAGCACGUGAAUCCUCAGCAAGUGACUCCUGAGCAAAUUACUUCUGAAGAGAUUACCACAUCGUCGGAAACCACGGUUACGGUUCAAACUACUGUAUCCAAGGCCGUAAAGGUUGUGUCUCGGCCUUAUGCCCCAAACGAAAUUCUACAGACAAAAACCGUGAUUGUUAAGAAGGAAUAUGUUUCGGAAGAGGUAAUAACUACUGAGGUAAUACCCCGGACAAACUAUCUUCAAAUCGCUUGGCCGGAACAUCCUCAACUGGCUCACGGAUGCCUUCCCCCAUUUCCUGGUCAGGUACCACCUCUACCGAUAUGCAAUACUGACGAGCAAAUUAAUAACUGGCUUCAGAUUGCUGAUAACAUGGUUGAAAACCAAAUUCUAUUUAUCGAUGCCAAGGAUAGAUUAGAAAAUAACGGUCGCCCAUUGGGCCAAGUUGAGCCAUUCGAUCUUCCCCCACAUAUUGCAAUCAUCUUUGACGAGGAAAUUCUGGGAUUUACGAAGCCGCAGAUUAAACUAAUGUCCCUCAAAUGGCACAAACAUUUUGGCGCUGAAUCGUUGGGUAAUUUACGCAGAUUUUUGCCCAUUCCGGAUCUGACAGCUGGCUUGGAUUUUCUCCAGGCGUUAACGCUCAAUAUUCCCAAAGAUAGCCCCAGAGCCGAGUUCUUUAGCAUUGAAAUGAGAUACACGAAUAUAUAUAGCAAUGUAGAAUCGAAAUCUGCAUUAAAUCUACGAAUCUCGGCACGUUCCCUUGAUCGUGCCGUCUACAAGCACCACAUUGAUGUGCUCCAGCAUUCAUAUGACACCAUUCGCAUGACUUGGAUCUGGCCCAAUGGCACGUUCUUGAUCAUCAACGGACUCACUCAGGCUGCGUUGGAGGACACCCAUCAGUUUCUGGUACCGAAAUUGGUGGAUUUAAAUUUUAAGGGUGCUCCCACUCUCAAUAUUACCUACAUGCAUCUAAUUUCCCAAACCCGUUUUCCCUGGGGGAUUGAUUUGCGUAAAUUCAGCCAGAUGGAGGCCCUGGUUGGACCACUAUUUGGUGAACACUAUUGCUACUAUGUGACUAAGGAUUUGCCUGGAGUAACGGCUCGGGUGCACGACUCUGGACAGGUGCAAGUGUUUUCCAUGCUCAUAACAACUGCCAACAAUCUGAUCUCCAGACUAUACCCCAUUAUGUUCAAAUAUCGAUUGAUUAACUCCAACGCUCUCAUUUAA